Molecule: messenger RNA, 1566 nt
Organism: Pediculus humanus corporis (human body louse)
Lineage: Eukaryota; Metazoa; Arthropoda; Insecta; Psocodea; Pediculidae
Exons: 9
Coding region: 1-1566 (521 amino acids)
Biological process (GO): regulation of DNA-templated transcription
Cellular component (GO): nucleus
Molecular function (GO): zinc ion binding
Source: RefSeq, a predicted model, not a curated record
AUGGCAACGAAUAAAUCUCUAUCAGAUUGGUUAAAUGAAAAUUUAUCGGAAAUUCUUUCUUUUCCUGUUCCAACUUGCAUGACAGAGUAUAUUUCUACAAUAGAAAACGAUAGAGAUUUAGAAGAUUAUUUGAAAACUUUAUUAGACGUAAAUAAUUCUAAACACAGAGCUUUCAUUGAAAAAUUUAAAGUUUUAAAACGUUCCAGCGAAAAUAAAAAUGAUAACGAUGGUGAUAAAUCCAAAGGUGGUGUUAAAAAGAAAAAAAAAGGAAUCGAAGGAACAAAAAGUGAUAAUAAAAUAAUGAGUGAUGGAAAUGUUGUAGAAUCGGAUAAUGGAAAGGGUGGAGUAAAACAGAAAAAGAAAAACAAAUUUAUUAAUCUUUAUUCGGAGGAAGGUGAAAAAAGGGAUGUUAUUUUUCUCAAAGGUAGACACAUGUGCGAAUGUCAAGCAAGCAAACAUAAAUUGAUAAAUAAUUGUUUAAAAUGUGGAAGAAUUGUGUGCAGUCAAGAAGGAUCUGGUCCUUGUCUUUUUUGUGGUACACUUGUUUGCAGCAUAGAAGAACAAAACAUUCUUAAUAUGGAAACGAAACAGUCGAAAAAACUUUAUGAUCAAUUAAUGAAAAAAAGUAAUUUGGACGAUUUGGAAAAAGCAUUGGCGCAAAGAAAUAAACUUUUAGAAUAUGAUAAAUCGAUGGCACAAAGAUCAAGGGUUAUAGAUGAUGAAAGCGAUUAUUUUUCAACGAAUUCAAGUUGGUUAACAAAAGAAGAAAGGGAAAAAUUACAGAAAAAAGAAGAUGAAGCUCAUGCUAAGAAACACAUGUCGAGAUCAAGUAGGAAAUAUACUUUCGACUUGUUGGAAAGAAAAGUUAUAGAAGAAGCUGUAGAUACAGAAAUAGAUGAAAGUUUUUAUAAGGAAGCUUUUGAUAAAAUUGAAGAAACUUUAGCGGAAAGUUACACGCAUCCCGAUUUCCCAGCCAUUGUACAACCCAUCUUUGUCAGUGACAAACAAGAACAAGCGGUAAAUCAUUUAGAAGCAGAAGAAAAAACGGAAGAUAUAAAAAAUUUAAAUUAUAGAGUUCAAGAUAAAGAAUUGCUUUUGAUAUCCGAUAAUGGAGCUUGUUUAAGCAUGCAUCAACCUUGGGCUUCGUUAUUAGUUUCAGGAAUAAAAAAGCACGAAGGAAGGACUUGGUACACGUCGCACAGAGGAAGGCUUUGGAUAGCAGCAGCAUCGAAAGCUCCGACACCGGAAAGUAUUAAAGACUGCGAAGAAUUUUAUCAAGGAAUUUACGAUCAUCCGAUAAAUUUUCCAAAAUCGUAUCCUACGAGUUGCCUUCUCGGUUGCGUCUCACUCACGGAUUGUCUACCACAAGAGGAGUACAGAUUAAAAUAUCCGGAUGGAGAAUCGGAGAGUCCCUUCGUGUUCAUAUGCGAAGACCCUCAAGAAUUAGAUAUAAGAUUUCCACUUUCCGGAAGUCAUAAAAUUUAUAAAUUAGACAGUAGAAUACACAAAGCGGCGAAAAAAUCCAUAUUGAGAAUAUCAAAAGAAAAAUCAUCGAUUCGGAAAUGA